AUGCUUGACAUCUUAGAGCUGCAACAGGAAAUAUGUGGACAUGUGGAUGAGGCUGGUGUGAUGCUGGUACCCUACCAGUUGAGAGAGGACCGGGGUUGGGCUCUGGACCUGGAGGAGCUGCACCGAGCUUUGAAGACAGCCAGGGGGCGCUGCAAACCCAGAGCCAUUUACAUCAGCAACCCAGGAAACCCCACAGGUUUUGUGCAACACAGGAAAACAAUAGAAGAAGUGAUUCAGUUUGCUGCAGCUGAGAGACUCGUCCUGCUGGCUGAUGAGGUACACCAGGACAGCGUGUAUGGACAGGGCAGAGAGUUUAUUUCCUAUAGGAAAGUGCUGUUUGAGAUGGGAAAAGAGUACUCAGAGACAGUGGAGCUGGUCUCUUUCCACUCUAUAUCCAGCGCCUGCAUGGGAGAGUGUACUCUGUAUAUGGAGAUAAUUAACAUGGACCCAACAGUAUUUAAGUAUUUAAGAAAUCUGCUGGCUUACCUCAGCCCUACAGUUUUACCACAGCUUGUUCUGGAGAUCAUGGUCAACCCACCCACACCUGGAGAUCCUUCCUAUAAAACAUACACACAGGAGAUUCUUCUCACUCAGACCACUGUGGCACAAAAUGCUCAGCGUGCUUGUGAGGUCCUGAAUGAUCUACCGGGGAUGAGCUGCCAGCCAGCGACAGGAGGGAUCUUUCUUUAUCCUCGUCUUCAUGUACCACCGCUGAUGAUAGAAGAGGCCAAGUCGUUAGGAGUGGAGGCGGACGUGCUUUACUGUCAGAGGUUCCUGGAAGAGGAAGGUGUUUGUUUGGGAGCAGGCUGUGAGAACGGACAGGAAGAUAAGAAGUAUCACAUCAGGUUGUGUGUUUUGGCUCCUCCUGUCACCAUGGAGGAGGUCUUGGCAUGCCUUCGUUCUUUCCACCUGCGCCUGCUGAGCUGAUUUCCCUGACAGAAAUGUCAAGGACACAGACUUUGGGGAAAAAUGAUCAAAGCAUGUUUUACGUGGUUUUCUCCUACUGAUAGUAAGACUGUCCUUUACUGUGAACCGUUUAAA
This is a messenger RNA of Thunnus maccoyii (southern bluefin tuna), 1041 nucleotides long. RefSeq names its product alanine aminotransferase 2-like. The transcript has 8 exons. The record is from RefSeq and is a predicted model, not a curated record. Gene Ontology annotation, molecular function: L-alanine:2-oxoglutarate transaminase activity; pyridoxal phosphate binding. The coding region runs from base 1 to 927 and encodes 308 amino acids. Lineage: Eukaryota; Metazoa; Chordata; Actinopteri; Scombriformes; Scombridae. Gene Ontology annotation, biological process: biosynthetic process.